Molecule: messenger RNA, 1077 nt
Organism: Populus euphratica (Euphrates poplar)
Lineage: Eukaryota; Viridiplantae; Streptophyta; Magnoliopsida; Malpighiales; Salicaceae
Product: HMG-box (high mobility group) DNA-binding family protein
Exons: 7
Coding region: 59-637 (192 amino acids)
Biological process (GO): polar nucleus fusion
Cellular component (GO): nucleus
Molecular function (GO): DNA binding
Source: RefSeq, a predicted model, not a curated record
UACCCCGAACCAUAAUCCAAACAAAGAGUAAUUCUGCAGAGCUUGAAAAGGUACUUUAAUGGGGAACCCGCCAAGAACCCGCAAAAGGGUCCGUGGAAUCCGUCGUGCUCCUGAUGGAAGUGCCUUCGAGAACUGCAACAAUUGUGGGGUUUUGGUGGCAAUCGCUUUGGCUGAUUUGCAUGAAUGUGAAGCUGGAACCAAAAACAAUGUGAAGAGAUUCAAAGGCUUGGAUGGAAAACAAAACGUUGUCCAACAAAGCUUUCGUGACCAACCCAGAUCGCCUUUCCGUCUCUUCAUGGAAGAUUUCAUGAAGACUGGCAACAUUUGGAACAUAAUUGAUAUUGAUUGUAAAGGGUUCGAGACUUGGAGGAACAUGUCAAAGGAGGAGAGGCAACCAUACAUCACGAGAGCUGAUGAGAUUAACUCGGCUCAUGUUAAAUGUUUGAUUCAAGAUAUUGAUCAUAUGUCAGAGGUAAACGAUGAGGCAGAUUCAGCAAUAGUUGGGAAGUUUGAUCCGUUCUAUGAACACUGCGACAACUCUGACAGCUGUUAUAGUUUUCAGUACAAAGAUUUUGAGAGCUUUAACACAUGGGAAUGGGAAAUGGUGAGAACAUGGAUGGCUAAGAGUUCUCGCUGAAUUUUGAAGAUCAAAUUUAAAGGUUCCCUUGCACUGGACUGAUAUAAUGGAACCACCUAACUGGCAAUGGUGGAAAAUGCGGAGAAUUUUUACCAUUACCUAAUCUUCUAAAAGGCAAGUCGAUUGGUUAUUGUAUAGUAUCGUUAGGAGUUCAGGGCUCUUCUAACCAUUUAGCUGGCAAUUUUCUUUCGGAAUUAAAUUUUUUUACAUUUUGGCAUUUUGUGAAUGUUUAUGUUAACUCGGCAUUUCCAGUGCGUUUAACGUGUUUUGCUCGAGGGUUUUAGCCUCCUGAAUAGAACAUUCGUUGUGAUUGGAAUGGCUGGAAAUUUUUCCUAGAGAAAUUUUGUCGGAUUAUUAGUUGUAUGUUAGCCUGAGUAAUGUUAUCUUUCAACUACUUGUAUUCAAACUCUAUAUCAAUGUCAUAUAAUCAUUGUGAAUGA